Messenger RNA from Mycena citricolor, 1350 nucleotides. Lineage: Eukaryota; Fungi; Basidiomycota; Agaricomycetes; Agaricales; Mycenaceae. The record is from the annotation of a GenBank genome assembly.
AUGUUCUACUCAACUUCCGAGCGGCGAAGAAGAUUUCGUUCCUUUGAAUCGGCAUGUUCUUCACCCUCUCGCGGCAUUGACGCUCAUACCGCUCGUAGUACGCUCAAGGAGAUCCGGGAGCACAUUCCGAGCCAUCUCUUUUACCGCAAGACAACACUCGCACUGUGCUACCUUCUCCGUGACUGCGCCGUGUCUGGAGUCCUCAUCCUCGGAGCCGCGCGAAUCGACACGCAUCUGCGGCCGACGCUCAUAUCUGCUGGUCUGCCAUCUGGUGCUGCAUAUGCAGUAGUCUGGCUGAGCUGGAUGAUUUACUGGUGGUUCCAGGGAUUGACUUUCACUGGGUUGUGGGUAAUCGGCCAUGAGUGCGGCCAUGGAGCAUUUUCGGCUAGUCGGAGGCUAUCAGAUUGUAUUGGAUUUAUUAUACACACCGGACUUCUCACGCCGUACUUCAGCUGGAAAUUCGUCCAUCGCCGGCACCAUGCCCAUCAUGGCUCAAUCGAGAAUGAUGAGGUGUACGUUCCACAAACUCGGAUGCAGCACACCUCUCCCAAACACAGCUUGUGGGAUAAUCUCGAGGAAAAAUUUGGAGACACGCCGAUAUAUACGCUCUUUGCGCUUGUCACGCAGCAGCUCCUGGGUUUCCCGGCUUAUCUUCUUUACAACGUCUCGGGGCAGAAGCGUUAUCCGAGAUGGUCCAACCACUUCAACCCAAAUGCUACAAUGUUUACUGCCUCCCAAGCUUGGGGUGUUGUCCUAUCUGACUUGGGACUUGUUCUCGCAUUUUAUCUCCUCCGACUAGCAUGCCUGCAUUUCGGUGUAUCGACCGUCGUCAAAAUCUACGGCAUCCCGUGGCUGCUUGUUACGCAUUGGUUCAUCAUGAUCACCUAUCUCCAUCACACGGACCCGAUCCUGCCUCACUACCGCAGUGGCAACUGGACUUUUGCGCGUGGUGCAGCGGCGACAAUCGACCGCGAUUUUCUGGGCUGGCAGGGCAGAUUCUUCUUUCACGAUGUCGCCCAUUUUCACGUCAUUCAUCAUUUCUUCCCGACGAUACCGUGGUAUAAUGCGGAAGAAGCCACGUGCUAUCUCCGCCAAGCCAUCGGGCCGCAUUACCAUCGCUCAUCUUCAUCUGUCUUCAAAGCACUCUGGAUCAGCUAUCAGUUCUGUCAGUUCGUCGAGGACACGGGUGCGCACAAGGAAUCGCGGCAGUUCACCCAGGCUGAUGAUGCCGGUGUUUUCUCCACAGGACAAACAGUAUUCUAUCGAAAUCGGCAGGGCGUGUCAGCAUGGGAUGUACCAGAGUUGAAACUGAGGCUGAUUUCGGAGUCGGAGUCCAAGGCGAAGGACUAG